Wasmannia auropunctata (little fire ant) is the source of this 367-nucleotide messenger RNA. RefSeq lists its product as uncharacterized. The record is from RefSeq and is a predicted model, not a curated record. The transcript has 3 exons. NCBI's taxonomy places the organism in Eukaryota, Metazoa, Arthropoda, Insecta, Hymenoptera, Formicidae. The annotation marks the transcript as partial.
AUGACAACAUUAAGAAAAGACAGUGCGGAGGAAGACGAAGAAAUAUGGACGGAUAGCUGCUUCAGGCGACACAAAUCGUUCACCACGCAUCUUAUGUUUGAGAACAAAAAGAAGUCAUUGGAUGAUAAAUCAGGAUGCCUGAAUCUCGCGGUAUGUCACUUACCGAUCUCGCUCAAUCAUUUCAUGCACAGCAUCAACAUUAGUGGCAACAAUAGACAUGGAUGGACCAUCUUCACAAAAUUCGUCGCUAAGAAAGGUGCAUCCACGCUGGAAUUCGGCAAACCAAUUAUAAAGUCCUAUUGGAUGGUGCUUCAUCCCCAAAAGCCAAAUGAAGAUCAAUGCAUUGUUUCGGAGUUAGACUAUAUUU